Molecule: messenger RNA, 336 nt
Organism: Pyricularia pennisetigena
Lineage: Eukaryota; Fungi; Ascomycota; Sordariomycetes; Magnaporthales; Pyriculariaceae
Exons: 1
Coding region: 1-336 (111 amino acids)
Source: RefSeq, a predicted model, not a curated record
AUGGCACGCUUCAAGCUCGACGACAUCAAGGCUGUACGCGCCGUCGCGGCCACCCGCGGGCAUCUAGUGCGGCUCGCCGCUCCACGACACCGUGGCUUCCAAACGUGUAAUCCCUCGCUACGAAUGGCUAUACGGCGACUAUUAAUACCGCGCUUCCAGGGUGUCGUGGUGCCCCUUUGCGAACAGGCCACGGCCCAAAGGCCGGGGGGUCGACCCAAGCCGUCUCGAGGGCUUCACUCUGACUUGCGUAGGUUCAUCUACCGUGGUGGCUUCGAACAUAUGGUCUCGCGACGGGCCAAUGACGGUGGCGACAUCAUCGGCAACCGGAGGUCUUGA